Messenger RNA from Anopheles aquasalis, 2269 nucleotides. RefSeq lists its product as uncharacterized. The record is from RefSeq and is a predicted model, not a curated record. NCBI's taxonomy places the organism in Eukaryota, Metazoa, Arthropoda, Insecta, Diptera, Culicidae.
CUACGCUACGGUGCAUUAGCGUCAAUAAGCAAGUAAUAGUAAAAUAUUCCUACAAAGUUUAGUGAUUUUCAGUUUCCAACGUGGUGAGGUUUGGAUGCAUGUUAUCGUAGAUACUAUGGAAACCAAUAGUGAAAGGAUAAGGAAACGUGCCGAAACAGCACUGGCAAUAGCGAAAGAUUUUAUAUUGGACGAAGAGGAUGAAGAUGUAGAAGAUGAGAACGAAGCCGAGGAUUACCAUUCCGAUGUUCCACAGAACGACGGAAUUGAUGACACAUUGGAAGAAGGUGCAACAAAUUACAGAGAUCAAGAACAACUGCCUGACGCGAAAAUAGAUACGGAAGAAAAGACGCAUUGCAAAGAUGAAGAAACGUUACAAGAAAAGAAAAAAUGGCUUAGCACAUUAGCUGGUAUUAUAAUCCGUCCUUUAGGUGCCAGAUUCAAAUGGAAUCUAAAUUUUAAUCUAGAUAUACAGGCAUCCAAUAAAAAGGGAAAUCCAGUAAAAAAGAAACCUACAGAUUCUAAAUGCAACAACGACUCGACAAUCCCAAAUUCCACAUCCCAAACAACCCCAGUUGUGACUAAGGAUAAACAGGUAGCAAUUGACGAUGCUGCAAAAAUAGAAAAUUUGACCAAAGAAAUCUCUCGCCUUGUGAAAUUAGCGGACGUUUUCCUGGAUGAGUGCAUCAAGUUGAAAAAUAAAAAUGAUCUAUUGUCUGAGGAUGUAAAUCGUUUGCAAGCAGCUGAAUAUGAUCUUCAACGUUCAAGGGAAGAAUUAAUUGAACAAAAGCAAGAUUUUGAAAAAAAAUGUUUGGAGCUUGUCUCUGAAUCAGAACUACAUAUUGCAGAAAUUAAGAGACUCGAAACAGCUCUGAGAGCGACUGAUGCAGAGUUAUCGAAGAUAAAGAAUAUUUCUGAAAAAAGGAACAUGGAGUUUCAACACAUGGAGCAAGAUCAAAAACUAUUGACAUCAAAGUGCGAUGUGUUAGCCUCAGAGCUGACAAUGAGCAAGCAGGAACAUAGUCGUGUAUUGGCAGAUUUGCAGCAGCAAUUACACAAUAUGGAGAAUGAGAAAUUCAUGAUGAUAAACAAACAUUCGUGCGUUAUAGCAGAGAUUAUAAAAGAGAAAAAUGAGACCGAACAAAAACGAGCCACAGCUGAAGUAGAAAUUCGCACACUGCGCCAAAGGACGGAGGAAUUACAAAGGGAAACGGUGGAAGGGCAAAUCAAGUCGAAGGCAUAUGAGCAAAAGAUACAGCAGCUUCAGCGUGCAAUUUCGGUUAUCGAAUCGAAUCAAUCUUCGAAUACUACUAGAGAAAAUAGCAAUCUUUCCUUGUCAUGCCCUAUUUGUGGAGAGAUUUUUGAAUUUCUUGCGGACAUGCAACUACACGUAGAAGAUUGCAACAAUUAAAAUAUGUCGCUUUAAAUAAACUCACCAUUAUCCCUGGAUUCGACCGUGGCGCCUCGUAACACAUCUAUCGAUCAAACGUCGUCAUAUUCAACCUAGUUUCUGUUUCAUCAGCGAUGAUCUUUAGUCACCAACUUCCGCGAAAUUUUCAACGGAAUCCAAACUGUUGCUUCCACUGGAUGAUUCGAACAACGUGACCAACCUUGAGCAUUUUAGAUCGGUGACGAUUACUAUCCAAACAGCCUUAAUGGAAGAUUGGUAGGAUGGAACUACAAUCUAUCAUUCUAACGACCCCCGUAAGCGGCAUUCGAGUGGAUUCGUGGUGCGUCUGGUCGGUGUGAAUGUCAACAGGAACUGAACUACUGGUAACCUAUCACCAAACAGUCUAGGAUACACUAAUGGAGGAUACAAUGAAGGAUACACUCAAGUUAGUCAAAACCUUUCGACGAAGUAAAACGGAAUUCGACGCGAAAAACUGAAAGACAUCGCCAGUCUAGGGAUAAUGGCCGGAAGUUACAGUGAUUUUUAGCUUCUCCUAUGACCUAUGGCUAUAACGAACAUUUCCGCAAAAAUAAUAAUAAUAAAACAAAAAACAAACAACAACAAACAAAUGAUUAAAUCACUUCAAUAGUUGAAUACUUCCACGAAGCAAGAAGAUUGCUUCGUUAGAUGCUAUUAUUUGAAGUAAAAAACUUUUGGUCAUGUUGUUAUGCUUUUAAACGAUGCAGUUGUCCUGAUGACGUGUGCAGUGUAUUUUUCCCAGUUUAUGAACAGAUCGCAGGUCCCGUUUUGUACACAGGUUACCAGCGUCUAAAGACUAGCGUGAUCAAAACAUUAUUCAAACUAUGAUUGUAUAAUGUUUUU